AUGGUCUCAACAUUUGUCGCCAGUAACGGGAAUUCCAGCACAGUGACUGAAUCCCCCCUUUACGCGAUAUGUUCCGUACAGCUGACCUUGGAUGAGGCCGAUUCCGGUGGGGCCCUGAAGAACGAAGAUGGCGUAUCCGUGCUAUACUUCCCAUAUGCCGACUCCCUCAGGCCUAGUCGACACGGCAGUCUCGAGAUUGAAGAAUCUGUUAACAUUUGGAAGGGGGGAGUUAUUUAUGAGCGAACGGUGACGCCGCCUAAUCUGCCGGAACUCCCCCGAUUCCUUUCCAUGCAAGUUUUGUCUUGCGCUGAAAAGAUCGCUGCUGGAUCGUUACGGUGGUUGGCUCUGGUGGAAAGAAUCCUCUCCGCCUGUGGAAAUCGAGGGGAGAUAUUCAUGGUACUCCCCUCCAGAGACGCGGAGAACGGAUAA
Molecule: messenger RNA, 429 nt
Organism: Botrytis porri
Lineage: Eukaryota; Fungi; Ascomycota; Leotiomycetes; Helotiales; Sclerotiniaceae
Exons: 1
Coding region: 1-429 (142 amino acids)
Source: RefSeq, a predicted model, not a curated record